GUGCGUGGCCGCCGGGGCCAUGGCGGCUCUCGGCGUCGUCUGCCUGCUGCUCGGGCUGGCGUCCUGGCGGCCGGCCGCGGCCUCGGGUGAGGAGUUCUGGCCCGGACAGUCGGCGGCCGACAUCCUGUCCGCGGCGGCGUCCCGCAGGCGCUACCUGCUGUACGACGUCAAUCCCCCCGAAGGCUUCAACCUCCGCAGGGAUGUCUACAUCCGCGUGGCCUCACUGCUGAAGACGCUGCUGAAGACGGAGGAGUGGGUGCUCGUGCUGCCCCCGUGGGGUCGCCUCUACCACUGGCAGAGCCCCGACAUUCACCAGGUCCGCAUCCCCUGGGCGGAGUUCUUUGACCUCCCGAGUCUGAACAAGAACAUCCCUGUCAUCGAGUACGAGCAGUUCAUCGCAGAGUCUGGUGGGCCCUUCAUUGACCAGGUGUACGUCCUGCAAGGUUACGCAGAAGGCUGGAAAGAGGGCACUUGGGAGGAGAAGGUGGAUGGACGACCGUGCAUUGAUCCGCUGCUGUACUCCCAGGACAAGCACGAGUACUACAGGGGCUGGUUUUGGGGCUAUGAAGAAACCAGAGGCCUCAACGUCUCCUGUCUGUCCGUCCAGGGGUCGGCCUCUGUCAUAGCGCCUGUGCUUCUGGAAAACACUUCUGCUCGGUCUGUGAUGCUGGACCGAGCGGAAAACCUGCUUCACGACCACUACGGGGGGAAGGAGUACUGGGACACGCGGCGGAGCAUGGUGUUCGCCAGGCACUUGCGGGCGGUGGGGGACGAGUUCAGGAGCAAGCACCUCAACUCCACAGAUGCGGCGGACCGCAUCCCGUUCCAGGAGGACUGGCUGCAGAUGAAGGUCAGGCUGGGCUCCUCGCUGGGGGGCCCGUACCUGGGCGUCCACCUGAGGAGGAAGGACUUCAUCUGGGGACACAGGGAGGACGUGCCCAGCCUGGAGGGGGCCGUGAGGAAGAUCCGGAGCCUCAUGCAGACACACGGGCUGGACAGGGUGUUUGUGGCCACCGACGCCAUCAGGAAGGAGCAGGAAGAGCUGAAGAAGCUGUUGCCGGAAAUGGUGCGGUUUGAGCCCACCUGGGAGGAGCUGGAGCUGUACAAGGACGGCGGCGUGGCCAUCAUCGACCAGUGGAUCUGUGCCCACGCCAGGUUUUUUAUCGGCACCUCUGUCUCCACGUUUUCUUUUCGGAUUCACGAGGAGAGAGAAAUCCUGGGGUUGGACCCCAAAACAACAUACAACCGAUUUUGUGGAGACCAAGAAAAAGCCUGUGAACAGCCCACCCACUGGAAGAUUGCGUACUGAGCCGCCGGCACGUCUGCACCGCGGGCCUUGCCGGCCCGGGGGCCCGUCUGGGGCCACCCGUGGCGUGUCCCGGGCGGAGGCUGCCUCCCUCAGGCCUGCGUAGCGCCCCUCGAGUGGAGGCUCAGGCCCAGGCCUAGAUGCGGGGAGCGGCCGUGAGGAGCUGCAGCCAGGGCCCGCGGACCGCGACCGCAGCGGGAGGCCCCGAGGUGCUGGGGUGACCAGAGGGCCACGAGUCCGCCUGCCCGGAGCCGCAGGGCUGAGCCCUCUGCUCUGCCGUCCGGGGACGCCACCGCAGGCCUGUGGCGGUGGGCUCUGUUCAGGUGGGAAGGCCUGUGGGCCCAGCCGGUGGUUUCCUGUGACCCCCGAUGGAGCCUGGGCCUCUGCGUGGAUCGAGUGCACUGAGAAGGAACUGACUCACGCCUGCUCUGCGGAGACUGCAGGUCUGAGCAGUGCCGCGGGGCAGGGCGGCCUGCCCCUGGCUGGUGUGGCCCGCGCGCCCCGCCGUGCCCCUUGGCCACAUCCCUCCUCGGACUCCUCCAGCACCAGGCACGGAGCAGCCUCUUCCAGGCCCCCGUGGGUGGCCCAGGCGUGGGGAGGGGGACGCCGUGGGGCGGGACGCCUCCGGGCUGGCUGGGGUGCCGCGU
Dipodomys spectabilis (banner-tailed kangaroo rat) is the source of this 1953-nucleotide messenger RNA. RefSeq names its product protein O-fucosyltransferase 2 (gene Pofut2). The transcript has 9 exons. Gene Ontology annotation, biological process: protein O-linked glycosylation via fucose. Gene Ontology annotation, molecular function: peptide-O-fucosyltransferase activity. Lineage: Eukaryota; Metazoa; Chordata; Mammalia; Rodentia; Heteromyidae. The record is from RefSeq and is a predicted model, not a curated record. Bases 20 to 1309 code for a protein of 429 amino acids.